Messenger RNA from Olea europaea var. sylvestris, 1188 nucleotides. Its product is annotated as eukaryotic translation initiation factor 3 subunit F-like. Gene Ontology annotation, biological process: translational initiation. Gene Ontology annotation, cellular component: eukaryotic translation initiation factor 3 complex, eIF3m. The transcript has a single exon. The record is from RefSeq and is a predicted model, not a curated record. Gene Ontology annotation, molecular function: translation initiation factor binding; translation initiation factor activity; metallopeptidase activity. Bases 76 to 933 code for a protein of 285 amino acids. NCBI's taxonomy places the organism in Eukaryota, Viridiplantae, Streptophyta, Magnoliopsida, Lamiales, Oleaceae.
CACUGAAGAACCCUAGUACUUCUCUCGCUCGCUCGCUCGAUCGAUCGACGCUAUUGCAUCGCCGGGAAUCAAAAGAUGGCGUCCAGUGGACAAACGGUGUUGCAGUUUUCAUCACCACCGACAAAUGUAUCGGCUAGGGUCCAUCCGCUGGUAAUCUUCAACAUCUGCGAUUUCUAUGUCCGGCGACCCGACCAAGCCGAGAAGGUCAUUGGCACUCUCCUCGGAUCUGUUUUACCCGAUGGUACCAUUGAUAUUCGCAACUCUUACGUCGUUCCACACAACGAGUCGUCAGAUCAGGUUGCACUGGAUAUAGAUUAUCAUCACAAUAUGUUGUUAUCCCACCAGAAAGUGAAUCCAAAGGAAAUCAUUGUUGGAUGGUUCUCAACUGGUUUUGAAGUCACUGGUGGUAGUGCUUUGAUACAUGAAUUUUAUGCUAGAGAAGUUUCAAAUCCGGUUCAUUUGAUUGUUGAUACUGGAUUCAAAAAUGGCGAGGCUGCAAUUAAGGGAUUUGUCUCUAUUAAUUUAUCCCUUGGAGAUCAGCAACUUGCUGCACAAUUUCAAGAAAUUCCUUUGGACCUACGCAUGGUUGAGGCUGAACAAAUUGGUUUUGAUGUUCUUAAGCCAACAACAGUGGACAAGAUUCCCAAUGAUCUGGAAGGAAUGGAAGCUUCAAUGGAACGGUUGCUUGCUCUAUUAGAUGAGGUUUACAAAUAUGUUGAUGAUGUUGUGGAAGGGCGGGUUGCUCCAGAUAAUGAAAUUGGCCAAUUUAUAUCAGAUACUGUAGCAUCAAUUCCGAAAUUAUCACCACAUACAUUUGAUAAGCUAGUUAAUGAUAAUCUGCAGGACCAACUACUGUUACUUUAUUUGUCAAGUAUUACAAGAACACAACUCAGUUUAGCAGAAAAGUUGAACACGGCUGCUCAGAUCCUGUGAUAGAUUUUACCAUUUGCUCGUCUGAAAAUCGUGUCGAUUUGGUUCUUCCCAUCAAUUAAAUAGGUUGAGUUAUACGAGAAGAGGGAAAAAGCUUUGGCUAACGCACAAUUCAUUUCAAGUUUUGAGCAAUUUUGUCUCCAAAAAAUUUAUGGUGUUUGCAUUGUUAUUUGAGCUAAAUGUGAUAGGAUCUAUAUUAUUUCUUGGAAAUGUUUAUGAUGUAGUAGUGAGAUUCACCUGUUUAAUGUUUCAGCCUUG